Cuscuta epithymum is the source of this 3590-nucleotide messenger RNA. NCBI's taxonomy places the organism in Eukaryota, Viridiplantae, Streptophyta, Magnoliopsida, Solanales, Convolvulaceae. The record is from the annotation of a GenBank genome assembly.
CUAAAUUGGGCUGUUGCCCGAAAGAGGAAGUUCAACCCAAGAACACCCCGGGCAGUCAACCUGUAGACAGGAGAAGAAAUUUCUCACACGGAUGCAAAAAGAGAUGGUUAAUUCACCAUGUGGCGACCACAACGAGAGUAUUGGGAACAAGCAGACCUAUUCUACGGAUUCAUUCGAUGAGGAGGGAAGGAAGAUGAUGGUGGAUGGAGAAGUGAAAUCAGUAAAGGAGGAUUCUGAGGGUAACAUGGAUAAUCAGGAAAGUGGUAAAGGCACUACUUCGGAGCAGCUCACACCUUUAAUUGCAAAGGACUAUAACUCAGCAAAAAAAGAUGCGUCUUUUAUUGCAAAUGAUUUUACUGAAGAGAAAGAAGGCGGGGCUAAGAAGAGAAAGACCGCUAAAAGGGGCAGUGCUGCAGGCAAAAAUAGGGUGAGCUACGAAGAAAACCUGCCAAGCGCUGAAAUGGAGAGGGGAUAUGCUCUUCCAAGGAGGAAAUCAAGUCGCUAUGCACAAAUGAGGAUUAAAAACAUCGAUGCUCAAUACUUGGAGCUGGAUGAAGCGUGUAAAAGAAGAAGGAAGGGGAGCAUAACGGAAAGGAUGGUUAAAGAUUCUCUGAAAGGUAGAAGUGGUAAAGCUCAGCCUAACUUGGAAGAUAAUGACAGCCCAAUUAAAAGUAAGAAAACUAGGAGAGGGGAAAAGAGGACUUUAACUGAAGACAUUGAGGAAGAAGACAAAGAUGAGAAAGUUAAUGGAAAUGCAGUUAGUGCACAUGGCCUUCGACGUAGGAAAUCUAAUAAUGUAUGCAGUUUAUCUGGACCAAAGAUCAGAAAGGAUGAAGAUGGAAAUGAGUUUGAGUCAAAUAUGUGUCACCAAUGCCAGAGAAAUGACAAAGGAAUGGUUGUUCGUUGCACAAACUGCAAGACAAAGAGAUAUUGUCUGCCUUGCAUGGCCACAUGGUAUCCUGGUAUGACACAGGAAGCUUUUGCAGAGAAGUGCCCGGUUUGUCUAAAAAACUGCAAUUGCAAAUCAUGUUUGCGGUUGGAAGGCUCUAUAAGGGAGUUGAAAGGUAUACGAGUUGAAUUCAGCAAAGAUGAGUGUGUCCAGUACUCUAAGUAUAUAUUGCAGGUGCUUUUACCUUUCUUGAGACAAUGCAAUGCACAACAAAUCAGGGAAAAGGAGACUGAAGCAAUGAUUCAUGGAGUUGCCUCUUCUAUUUUAGAGCUUCAAAAGGUGAACUGCCCGUUUGAUGAGAGGAUGAAUUGUGGCAACUGUAAAACGUGUAUUGUUGAUUUUCACCGAAGCUGCGCAAACUGUUCCUACAAUCUAUGCCUUGCCUGUUUUCAAGAGCUUAGGAAUGAAAGCUCGAAGGGUGGACCUAAUGCAAAAAGAACCUCCAAAAAAGCCAAGAGAUUCAUUGAAAGUGGUAGAAUUGUUUGUCCAACUUGUAAUGUUGAAAGUUUAGAGUUAAGGCACUUAUUGGGGGAGAACUACAUUUCUGAAUUGCUUGCAAAGGCAGAAGAAAUAGGGAUGAAGUUGAAUUUAGAUGACAUGCCCAAAAGUUCUCCAGAAUGUUGCGCUUGUUUGAAAACUAUAGACGGGGAAGAUAUUGGCAGGAGUUAUAAUGUAAGGAAAGCAGCUUCUAGGGAGGGUUCUGAUGAUAAUGUUUUGUACAAUCCAGUAGCAGCCAAGAACAUUGAGGAUGAGGAUCUGAAGCACUUUCAAUGGCAUUGGGGUAAAGGAGAGCCAGUGAUUGUCAGUAAUGUAUUAGAAACUACGUUCGGACUAAGCUGGGAACCGAUGGUUAUGUGGCGUGCAUUCCGCCAGCUAAGAAGUCAAAAUGAAAUAAUUGCUGUUAACUGCUUGGAUUGGAGUGAGGUCAACGUUAAUAUCCACCAAUUUUUCAAAGAAUAUAUGGAUCUUCCUUUCGAAAGUGGGUGGCCUAAAAUUCUGAAGUUGAGUAACUGGCCAACAUCUGAUUCAUUUGAGGAACGCUUACCACGUCAUGAUGCUGAGUUCAAACACUUGCUGCCUUUUAAGACAUAUACAAACCCUCUACACGGGUAUCUAAAUCUUGCCACAAAAUGGCCUUCAGAGUUCUUAAAGCCAAAUAUGGGACCAAAAGCAUGUAUAGCUUAUGGAAUUCAUUUGGAGCUUGGGCGUGGAGAUUCUGUAACCAAACUCCAUUUCGAUACGUCUGAUUCUGUGAAUGUUUUAACGCAUACUCAAGGAAUAAACCUAACACCUGAAAGUCUUUCAACUCUUAAAAAAGUUAGAAUGAAGCAUGCUAUCCAUGAUGAGAAUUAUCGAAUGAUGGCUGAUAUGGCUGAAAAGAAAGAGACUGAGAUUCAAAAGCUUACAGAGGAUUGCUCUAUGCUGGGCAAAAGAAAAAAUUUCACUUGUGAGAAGCCAGAGAAAAAAUGGUAUACUGAUGGAACAGUUGGUGAUUUUAAGAAUGGUGAUGAAGCUCAGCAGGGAAAGGAUCCUAGAGGAAAUGAUUGUGCUGAGUUUGAAGAGUCUGAUGGUGGUGCUCUUUGGGACAUCUUUAGAAGAGAAGAUGUCCCUAAGCUUGAAGAAUACAUCAGGGAACAAUUUAAGGAGUUUGGGCAUAUUUAUACUUGCCAAGACACACAGGUUGUGCACCCAAUACACGAUCAAUGUUUUUACUUGACCAUUGAGCACAAGAAAAGACUCAAACAAGAAUAUGGGGUUGAACCAUGGACAUUCGUUCAAAUAUUAGGGGAUGCUGUUUUUAUUCCGGCAGGCUGCCCUUAUCAAGUUCGGAAUUUGAAGUCGUGCACAAAUGUUGCUCUUGGCUUUGUAUCUCCUGAAAGUUUCUCCCAAUGCGUUAGAUUAACUGAGGAAAUCCGCUCACUUCCCCAAAAUCACAGUGAAAAAGAAGAUAAAGUAGAGGUAAAGAAAAUGAUGGUGUAUGCUGUAGCCCAUGCACUCCGGACUUUGGAUAUGCAUGACUGAACCCAAUGAAACCCAAUGAUUGAAAUUUGUGUGCUUGUGUACUCAGAAGAUUGGUCAUUUUUAUACCAUUCUUGUUAAUUUUCAAGUUUAGUUGGCCACUUGCCGUAUGACUUUCGAAAUGAAUCUCAGCGAGUUCUAGAUGUUUUUAUUCUUACUUAUAUAAUGUAGCAAAGUUGGUAUUAGUUCUGACUCCGAAAUUGCCAUCCAAAAAUUGGCAAUUUCUGUAAUGGGUGAUUGCCACCAAAUUCAUCCAGAGCUCGGGCGGCAUGGAGAUUCUGUUAUCAAACUUCACUUUGAUGCGUGUGAUUUGUAUGCUGCACUGAUGCUUUCCCUUUGUCAGACUUCAAUGUUUUGUUCUAUUUAUUUUGUCACCACAUUCAUACCUUUAGCCCGUGUUUGGUUCAAAGGAGGGAUGAAAGCGGAGAGUCAAAGAGUUAAGGGGAGAGAAGAAGGAUGGAUUUUGAUAAAAGAAUUGUGUUUGGUUGAAGGAAAAGGAAGCAAGUUUAUUAGAGUGAAUUUCCCAAUUUCCCUUAUUUGAUAAUUUGUUCGCCAUAAGUUCGAUAAUAAAUGCAAUAGAUCUAAAUAUUAUUAAUUGAGUUCAAAAGUCAUGGAGUAUUAU